Molecule: messenger RNA, 4553 nt
Organism: Micropterus dolomieu (smallmouth bass)
Lineage: Eukaryota; Metazoa; Chordata; Actinopteri; Centrarchiformes; Centrarchidae
Gene: nmt2
Product: N-myristoyltransferase 2
Exons: 12
Coding region: 213-1691 (492 amino acids)
Biological process (GO): N-terminal peptidyl-glycine N-myristoylation
Cellular component (GO): cytoplasm
Molecular function (GO): glycylpeptide N-tetradecanoyltransferase activity
Source: RefSeq, a predicted model, not a curated record
CUGACAGUUUUUUUCAACUUAAAAUGGGAUAACUUUGAUUUGGGUACCACUAGACUGUAUUUUACGUUAAAAGGUAAGAGUAUGGCUCUGUUUUUCCUUCCUUGGCCUCUAGGCGGUGCGGUUUCCUUUAGCAGUUUCUUUGUUUUUCCAUCUCUCGUCCGUUGCCCGUGAUCGCUAUCACACGGCGCCUGGCAAUAUAAAAAAAAAAAUUUAUGAUGGCGGAGGACAGUGAAUCCGCGGCGAGUCAGCAGAGCCUUGAACUGGACGAUCAGGACACCUGCGGGAUAGACGGAGACAACGAAGAGGAGAAUGAGCAUAUGCAAGGGAGUCCAGGGGGAGAUCUGGGGGCCAAGAGGAAGAAGAAGAAGCAGAAGAGGAAGAAAGAGAAGCCAAGCUCGGGAGGAGCCAAGUCUGAUUCUGCCUCUGACUCUCAGGAGAUAAAGAACCCUGGCUUGCCCAUUCAGAAGCUGCAGGACAUCCAAAGAGCCAUGGAGCUGCUGUCCUGCCAGGGUCCAGCAAAGAGCAUCGAUGAGGCAGCCAAGCACAAGUACCAGUUCUGGGACACCCAGCCCGUGCCCAAGCUAAAUGAGGUGGUGACGAGUCAUGGGCCGAUAGAAGCAGACAAAGAAAACAUUAGACAGGAGCCGUAUUCCUUACCUCAAGGCUUUAUGUGGGACACUCUGGAUCUCAGCAAUGCAGAUGUACUGAAGGAGUUGUACACAUUGUUGAAUGAGAACUAUGUGGAGGAUGACGACAACAUGUUCAGAUUUGAUUAUUCACCAAACUUUCUCAAAUGGGCUCUGCGCCCACCUGGCUGGCUACCACAGUGGCAUUGUGGAGUGAGAGUGUCCUCAAAUAAGAAGCUUGUUGGCUUCAUCAGUGCCAUCCCUGCAGAUAUACGCAUCUAUGACAUACUGAAGAGGCUGGUUGAAAUCAACUUCCUGUGUGUCCAUAAGAAGCUGCGUUCAAAGCGCGUGGCUCCAGUGCUAAUCAGAGAGAUCACACGGAGGGUGAACUUAGAAGGAAUAUUUCAAGCAGUAUACACAGCAGGAGUGGUUCUGCCUAAACCUGUGUCCACAUGCAGAUAUUGGCAUCGUUCUCUGAACCCCAGAAAGCUUGUGGAAGUAAAGUUCUCUCACCUGAGCAGAAACAUGACCCUGCAAAGAACCAUGAAACUCUACAGACUACCAGAUAGCACCAAGACCCCGGGUCUGCGGCCAAUGGAGAGGCGUGACCUCCGCCAGGUCACCGAGCUGCUACAGAAUUACCUGACUCGUUUCCAACUUGCACCUUCUAUGGAUGAAGAGGAGGUGGCUCACUGGUUCUUACCACAGGACAACAUAAUUGACACAUAUGUAGUAGAGGGUGCUGGUGGUGUACUGACAGAUUUCGCUAGUUUCUACACUCUGCCCUCGACCGUGAUGCAUCACCCUCUCCAUAGGAGCCUGAAGGCUGCUUACUCUUUUUACAAUGUUCAUACACAAACCCCACUUCUGGACUUAAUGAAUGACGCACUGAUCCUAGCCAAACUGAAAGGCUUUGAUGUGUUCAAUGCCUUGGAUCUAAUGGAAAACAAGGUGUUCCUGGAGAAGCUCAAGUUUGGCAUAGGAGAUGGAAAUCUGCAGUAUUACCUCUACAACUGGAAAUGUCCCCCUAUGGACCCUGAUAAGGUUGGCCUCGUCCUUCAGUAGCAGGUCUCUUCGCGGCUGCUACACAAACACUGAUCAAGAGGUCUUCAGCGACCUCUGGCUAUUCCUUACCUGGACAUACAGGUAGCCCAAGCUAGACAAUGAGAACUACAACAGCAAAACCAACCUGGAGACUGGGAGGCGGUUUACCCGUCAUCAAGAACAUUCUUGGCUCACCUGGAGGUGAAAAUUCUUAAAUCAUCAACAUCCUGAAUGUGAAGUCAUGCUAUGCCUGAGAUACUCAUACAGUACAAUGCUCCUGACAUGCACACUCACAUUUAAAACAUACCAGUAUGACAUAAAAGAGGAUGCCUUGACAUUGUGAAUUUUGUUUAGUUCUUCUUCCGCAGCCACCUCGUUACAAGGGACUGACAUGUCAUGUAAUUUCGCUGACAUUGAACUAUGUAAAUGAUAAUCAACAAGUAAACAUGACGGCAAUACAAAAGGAUUAGAUAUUGUGUCCUCGCUGCAACUGCACACUUGCAGCAGAAGAGGGUCUGAAAGGCAAUUGAAGAGUCGUUAUUCCUGUCCCGUUGCAUAUCAUUGUGGUCAGAAGUUUCUCUCUGUUGGCUGUUUUGGGCCUCAGUAGAAUUAGAAAUGCUAAGAACAUGUUUCUGUGAUAGCUGACGUAUAAAGCAAGACACUUCUUUUCCUCAAGCAUUCUGGAGAAAAAUAUCAACUGAACUGUUAAAUGACAAAUAUGUUCACACAUACAGAAACACAAAAGCUGUCAAAUAACACACAAACAAAAAAGGAUAUCUUCAUGGAAGGACUCAUCUAACUGGUGCAUUGAUAUACAUGUUUUUUUCUUUUGUUCAAAAUAUAUAGUUAUCUGUACAUUGAAAGCCAGAUCUUAUUUAUUCCUGUAGUGUGAAUUUGGGGUUCGGGAGGGCUGAUCCAAAGUAUUUUCCUCAUAAGUAGUGUAGAUGUCACUGAGUUUGUUCAGACAACAUGGGUUCCAGUGGUUUUUGAUGAAGAAUGUAUUGCAUCAAUGAAGCACAAUUUUUGAGUUCCUAAACGAGCAAAAGGGUCAGAUUUCAAAACAGAUGGGUUGCCUUACAAAACUGUACAACUUUUUCCAAUGUGAUGUGAGCCGUUUUCACAUUAUAAACCUGUAUCUAGAGUUGCUAUUUUUAACAGAACAUUUUAACCACAUGUUUAGUUAUAUGCACUGAUGCGCUCAUGUGGAUCUUUGUAAUAACAAACACAGCUCAGUAUGUAUCUGUAUGUGAAUGGUGUGAUGUCCAGUUAGGAAAUAUUAAAUUAGAGGCACAUGUAGGGUUGACAUGCUCCGUGCACAAGCAGGGCAGUGAGAAUUACAUCACCAAAGGCUGGAAAACAAAACGAAACACCAUUUAAGCUAUAGCCAGGGUUAGAUUUUAGUUUUCUCUAGUCAAAGUUCCUGUCUAGAGACAGUUUUAUGGUGUAAAAAUGGCUUACCUACUUUGAAAGAGUAAUGUUUUCGGUUAGGUCGCUAAAGUCGGUUAUCUUUUGUUGAUUCAGUCAUUGCCACUCGCAGAGAAACUACCACUUAUUACUCUCAGUAGCCUGUUGCAAAGCAGUGAAUUAGAUGCCCCUGUAAAGCAGCCCAUUGGCCAGAAGUACAACACUGGCAGCAUAAAUGUUGAUUAAUGCACACAUAACCGUCAAUUCCCUCACGUGUGCCAUAGGAUGUUAAAUGUGUUUUUAAUCAAAUCUUGGUUAAAUUAAACAGAGAGAAUUGAGCACAACAUUCAGAGUGUCUGGGGAAUAAUUAACGGCGUGCACUCAGAGCACAGUGGUUGAAUAAACAAAAGCCUGUAACAGUAACCGUGUCAAUUUGAAAUUUGAGCUUUUAAUGUUUUUCUAGGUCCAUUUUUAUUAACUUAAAUGGAUUUGUUUUUUUAAUGGUACUGUAUUUGUGUGUCUGAAAAAUAUACUGUGGGUCAUUUUUUUAGUGUGUUGUGCAGCUAAAUGCGUGAAGUUCUUUGAACAGUUCUGAUAUUUAUAAUUGUACUUUGCAAAAUGUCUUAAGGCAUUAUUCCUGUUCUUUUUCUUUCCAGUAUUUCCCUAAAAUUUCCAGUUAGACAGGCAACUUCAAAGCUGAUUUUUGAGGGGUUUGGAUUGUUUGGCAUUUUUCUGUUCUCAACGGAGCAUGAUAGGAAAAAAAGACGGUUAACAAAUGUUUUCAAAUUGUCUUUUUGCUCUGAGUUUGUUACUUUUGAUGUUCACAUGGCUCUGCAUAACUUUAAGCUGCUGCCAUUUCUGUUGAUCAUUUUUCUGUAUGUGAUGUAAUUUUCCUCACAUUCCUUUUAUAUAUUAGCAAGAAAAGACAACCAAUGGACAGUCAGUGCUUCAGGGUAUUUCUUUUUUUGCCAUUGAAUGGUUGAAUAAGUGACAUUCACAGAGACAUUACCGGCAUUCAUUUAACACUGAAACCGGGUUAUUGAGUCAACGGUGUGCCUCAUGGAUGUUGGUUGGGUCACAGAUGUGUUGCCUGCAGCUGUUUGAAUGAACUUUGAGCAUGUAAGUUAUGCUGCUGUGACCAUUUUAGCAUUGAUGUUGCUAGCCACACCCUUUAGUGAGAACUCGACCCGAAGUACCUGCCUUAUUUCAAAUGUUUUGUUUGUUUUUUUUAAAAUUAAGAUUUUGGGGGUGGUGUACUUUUGAAACGACAUACAGUUUUCUCUAACUGAAGAACAAUAUUUUUAUUCAAAUCCAUUGUAAGCUGUGAAAAAGCUGAAGAACUUGUACCAGCAUCAUUUAGACAUGACCCCAUGCAAAUAACAAUCUGUUUCAACACACACACACACACACACACACACACACACACGUCAAUUAUACCAGCAUGGAUAUUUGAUUGAAUAAACUCACUUUAAAAAGGAA